CUUGAAGGAAGGUGACAAACGAAAGUUAACUUCUCCGACCGGCCGCCAGAGAUUAGCUGGGUGUACCUGGCUUUCAAUAUCAGGCAGGACACAAAACAUUGUGUCUGUAAGAACAACAACAUCAUCUUUGUAGCCUACAUCACUAUGGCACAUUAUAGAGCUCCAGACCCCAAAAGGGAACAGUUUCGGAGAUACUUGGAGAAAGCCGGUGUAGUUGACAGUCUCACCAGUGUUCUAGUGGCUUUGUAUGAACAACCAGAAAAGCCCAACAAUGCUCUGGAAUUUGUCAAGGAGCACCUCGGUGCUGGUGGCUUGACUUCCGCAGACACAGAGGCUCUGCAGCAGGAGGUGAUUGACUUGAGACAGAGGUGUGCAUGUCUGGCCGAGGAAAACAAAGACCUCAAAACACGGCUGCAGCGUUAUGAACCUGUAUCAGAGGAUGGGACCACAGCUGACUAGACUCAGCAAAGCUUUGGUUUGAGGAAUGUAUUUUUUGUUUAAAUUGUCACUUUUGAAUUAAAAGACAAGACGACACUUUAAAAGUGAAAGCCAAGAAUUGUUAUGUAGCUGUGCUGUUUUUUUUAUUUUAGUUUCUAAUUUGUUUCUUAGAAUCUAACUUAUUCUGUACAUGUAUGUAUGUAUAUAUAUAUAUAUAAGUUGUUAUUUCAGUCUUAAGUAUAGCUUUACAAUAGAACAUACCCUCCUAUGUGACUAGACAUGCCAGUUCUUAAGACGUGGGACUUUUCUUGAGGGGUCUAUGUUAGAAUAUAACACAUCUCUGAUUAUUGUAUUUUUCUGGCAUUGUUAUAAACAGUGCAUGACAGCACUUAAUCCUUUAUUUCCAAAGGUCUGGUGUAAGUGAACAAUUUUCAGUAAAAAGCUUUAAAAUGUAAGUGGCUGGUAAAAUAAAGCACAGUCUUGUAAUUAA
Molecule: messenger RNA, 928 nt
Organism: Micropterus salmoides (largemouth bass)
Lineage: Eukaryota; Metazoa; Chordata; Actinopteri; Centrarchiformes; Centrarchidae
Product: c-Myc-binding protein-like
Exons: 5
Coding region: 145-459 (104 amino acids)
Biological process (GO): regulation of DNA-templated transcription
Cellular component (GO): nucleus
Molecular function (GO): transcription coactivator activity
Source: RefSeq, a predicted model, not a curated record